AACUGUGUCAGUGACGUGACAAAAAGUAUCAUUUUACCGUUAUCGAAAGUAUACAUGUGGCUAUGUGGCACAUGCAUAUAACACUGUUAGUAACAAAGUAAUAAAAUUGUAAACAUCUAGUUGUUAAACAAAUAGAUGAAAAAAAUAGAUAUUAAUUUUAACUCUGCAGCAUAUUAAUUGUUUUUCAUUCAAGUUGAUAGUAUACAAAAAGAAUGUUUAUGGAAAAUAGCUGUAACAGAUCCACAUUAAAACUAUUAACUUUAAAAUGGUAUUUUUGUAUAAUACUCUUUCGAUAAUUCAUUGAAAAGAAACCUAAGAAACGUUUUCGCUGUGAAAAUAGUUAGAAAUUGAAAAUGCAGUUCCCUUUAUUCAGUUUUAUAGUGUCAGGAGUGUUUUUAGGAUAUAUUUGUUAUUCUAUUUAUACAGUAUCAUUGUUAUUUACUCCACCAAAAUGUUUAAAAUCAAACAAUUGUAUUACAUCAUAUUUGGCAGAUCAGCCAAAAUUACAAUUAAGCUUAUUUAUGUCUUCAAUGAGACGUCCUUUGAAGUCUGAAAUUUCUAAAAUCUACAUGGAUAAAGAUUUUGAUUACAAAAAUGAACAAAACAUUCCAUUAGUAAUAGAUGUACCUUAUAAAACAAGACAAAAUGGUACAUUAUUUUUACAUGUUUUGUUAUCACCGAAAUCAUUAAAAAUGGAUGAAUCUUUCAAUGCAGUAAAAGAAGAUGUCUAUACAGUAUAUAAAAUAAUUAAAAUGACAGAGUAUGCAGUUCCUCAAGCAAAAACAUUCAAUUUAUUAGGUGAAGAUGAAGAUAAUGAUAAAACAAUGAAAAAGAGACCAACUUCUAAGCCAGUUUCACACAUGAAAAGUAAAAUUACUUUUACAAUAAUGACAGAUAAUAUUCAACUUCCAAGAAAUAAUAUUCCUUUUGAACUGCUUUACGAUAUAAAAAUAAGUCCUCAAAAGACAUUUUUACCACUUUUGAAUUACAACUUUUUAUACACAAGAUAUAGAGAUUUAAAAAGAAUUACUCUAAAAACCCAUGAAAUGAAUGUAACUGUACAAUACACUCCUAUCUCAUUUGGAAAAUUAAGAUUAAUUUUGCAUGUUGAGGCUGCAAUGCAAAGUUUUAAGCAAUUAGGUUUUACUGAUAAAGAUAUUGAUGAAGUCAAAGGCAUCUUUGCAGAUACCAAUUUGUAUCUUUUAGCUGGAACUGUGUUCAUUUCAGCAAUGCAUUUGCUGUUUGACUUCCUUGCUUUCAAAAAUGAUAUUAGUUUCUGGAGAAGGAAAAAUAAUUUAGCAGGUCUUAGUACACAAACCGUACUUUGGCGUGCCUUUAGUCAAGCUGUGAUAUUUCUCUAUUUAUUAGAUGAAGAUUCUUCAUUGUUAGUUUUGAUACCUGCUGGUAUUGGAACUAUUAUUGAACUUUGGAAAGUGAAAAAGAUUUUACGAGCUAGAUUUAUUUGGUCUGAAAGUAUUGUUCCUAAAAUAAAAUUUGACUGGAGUCAAUGCACAUCAGCGGAAACUAAAACAAGAGAAUUUGAUGCUGAAUGUAUGAAAUAUUUUAGUUAUUUACUUUAUCCUCUAGUGGGUCUUGGUGCAAUUUAUUCUCUUCUAUAUUUGCCUCACAAGAGCUGGUAUUCAUGGUGCAUUCAUUCUAUGGCCAAUGGCGUAUAUGCAUUUGGGUUUCUUUUCAUGCUUCCACAGUUAUUUGUUAAUUACAAACUGAAAUCGAUUGCACAUUUACCUUGGCGAUCAUUCAUGUAUAAGGCAUUUAAUACCUUUAUAGAUGAUGUGUUUGCAUUUAUUAUUACUAUGCCAGUGGCACAUAGAGUGGCUUGCUUUAGGGAUGAUGCUGUUUUUCUCGUUUAUCUUUAUCAGAGAUGGUUGUAUCCAGUUGAUAAGAGUCGCAUAGAUUCUUCAACAAUUGAUGAGGUUCCCAGUGCAAUCAACAGUGAGCAAAACAAAAAAAAAAAUUAAAAUGAAAAUCAAUUCAAAAUACGUAAUUCAAAAUAUUUUCAAGACAUUAUUGUGUUAUUGCUUAUAAAUUCAUAAUUUUAUAUGAUUUUUAAUGUAUGUUGUUUUUCUAAAUAAUCUAUUGUAAA
Phymastichus coffea is the source of this 2104-nucleotide messenger RNA. Its product is annotated as lipid scramblase CLPTM1L. The record is from RefSeq and is a predicted model, not a curated record. The coding region runs from base 354 to 1979 and encodes 541 amino acids. The transcript has 8 exons. NCBI's taxonomy places the organism in Eukaryota, Metazoa, Arthropoda, Insecta, Hymenoptera, Eulophidae. Gene Ontology annotation, cellular component: endomembrane system; membrane.